This is a messenger RNA of Monoraphidium neglectum, 894 nucleotides long. RefSeq lists its product as hypothetical. The record is from RefSeq and is a predicted model, not a curated record. NCBI's taxonomy places the organism in Eukaryota, Viridiplantae, Chlorophyta, Chlorophyceae, Sphaeropleales, Selenastraceae. The transcript has a single exon. Bases 1 to 894 code for a protein of 297 amino acids. Gene Ontology annotation, molecular function: protein binding. Gene Ontology annotation, cellular component: SCF ubiquitin ligase complex. Gene Ontology annotation, biological process: SCF-dependent proteasomal ubiquitin-dependent protein catabolic process.
AUGCAGAACCUGGUGACCCUCGAGCUCAACUCGUUCCGCUUCGGCGCCGCCGGCCUGUCCCGCCUCCGCGGCAAGCGCAUGCCGCGGCUUCGCAGCCUCGCGCUCAGCUCCUGCGCGCUCGGGGACGCCGACGCGGCGCACCUCGCGUCGCUGGGGCUGCCCAGCCUGCGGCGGCUCGACCUGUGCUACAACGAGUUGACCGAUGGCGCUGUCUCUGCCCUGGCGGGGGCCCCCUGGAUCUCCGCACUCACGCGGCUGAAGCUCUCCGAAAACGAGGGCGUCGGCGACGCCGGCGCCGCCGCGCUCGCGGCCGCGCCGCUGCGGGGGCUGCGGGCGCUGCGGAUCGGGGGCGAGGGGACGCGGCUGACGGACGCCGGCGUGGCCGCGCUGGCCGGGGCGGCGUGGUUGACCGGUUUGACCGAGCUCAAGCUCUCGGCCUGCUACGACCGCGCGGAUUACCUCGGAUCCGACCGUCGCGCCUGGGCGGCGCUCGCCGCCGCGCCGCUCAACGCGCUGCGCGUGCUGGGCCUCAAGUUCGUGCGCCUGCAGCCCGACGCGGCCGCCGCGCUCGGCGCGGCGCCGUGGCUGCAAGGGCUGCGGUCGCUGACGGUCGAGAGGGGCUCCUUCCUCGCGAUAGUGGAGGCCGCGCCGCACAGCUGCCGCGGCCUGCUGAAGCGCGCGGGUGUUACUUUCUCUGUCGCCUACAACAUGGCGCUCCCCGUGCCGUCGGAAGACGAGGGGUCGUCCAGGCCCAGCGACGACGCCGGGGACGAGGGGCGCGAGGCGCUGGCGGACAACGAGGGCAGCGCGGCGGGCGACGGUUUCAACUGCCGCUCGGACGGCGGCGGCUGCGGCGGCGGGGACGAUGAGGGGAACGGCGAGGCGGAGGACUGA